UAGUUUUUGAAAUGCAGUUUGACAUUCGAGCUCCAGCACGUGGAUUUGGUCGCGCGCACGUUCACUCGUUCAGUUUAUAGGACUUCAGAGAAAAAGGUAAAAGGCCACCGUCUCAGACAUCCUGGUUUAUCUUCAGCAUGUGUUAAGGAGCAGUGACUACUCUUUCAGACUACAUAAAAAGUGGAGAUGUUAUUCAGCUCCAGGACUUUAUUCAAUUGUGUCUGGUUACAGAUACAUCUGACAUGUGCCCUAAAUACAUGUCCUACAGUGCCACAAAUACCUUUGAAUUUUUCUGUUACCUAUUCAGUCCCUUUUUUCCAAACUACAAAAGCCAUACAGAACAUAGUAGUUUAUAAAUAUUUUGACGAGGUCUACGUGGCCUCUCAAAAUGUGAUUGAAGCUUUGGACAGUCAGCUCACCAAACUAUGGGAAUUACAAACUGGACCUGUUGGCAGUCCAGAGUGUCAGACCUGUCACUGUGAUGUUGAGAGUGUUACAGGGACAUCACUGGAUACAAAUAACCAGGUUCUUGUUCUAGAGCCUCAGGACCAUCUUGACUUCCUCUACAUCUGUGGGAGCACCCAAUAUGGAAUCUGUACUGUCCUUGAAUUAAACAAAGGUGAAAGACUCUUUAACCCUGAGUGCUUUUUUAAUAAAAAUGCCAAUUCGCCUUCAGAUUGUCCUGAUUGUGUCGCUAGUCCUCUCGGCACAAUGGUUAAUGCAGUCAAAGAUGGCUUUUCAACUUACUUUUUUACCGCAGCUACCAUCAAUAGCACCAUUGCUGGGUCUUAUGGCAAGCAAUCCCUCUCAAUUCGCCGCCUACUCGCCACAGAGAACGGUUUCGACAGCCAAGUGAAGGGCUUGACAGUUCUUCCUAAAUUCCAGGAUACAUUUACCAUUGACUACAUCUAUACCUUCUCCACAGUAGAAUAUGUGUAUUUCUUAUCUGUUCAGUGGGAGAACCCACUGAAACCAGACUCCAAGUUGCAGACCCAUCUUGGGCGGCUGCCGAUCAAGGAUAGUGAGCCUUGGAUGUACAGGGAGAUAGUUCUGGAGUGCCGCUUUGAACCCAAACGAAGGAGAAGGAGCUUCCGGGAUGUUGUGUACAACUCAGUUCAAGCUGCCCACUUCAGCACAGCAGGCAAGGAGCUGGCGGAUGAACUAGGGGUGAAAAUGGAAAGCCUGAUCCUGUAUGGGGUGUUUGCUAAAACAGAUAAUGAGGGCAAACCUACCAGACAGUCUGCCUUGUGCGCUUUUCCAAUAGACUAUGUGAAUAAUGCCAUUGAAAAGGGGGUUGAGUCCUGCUGUUCAAAAGGGACAGAGCGGCUCUCACGAGGACUGUGCCAUUUCCAACCCUGUGAAAUGUGCCCUCAUGAGAAUCCAGAGAGUUUGACAUGCCAAGCGCUCCCCACCAUGGUGUCAAAGCCUUACUACAGAGUGGACUUCUUCAAUGGGGAGAUGAAAGAUGUGCUCUUCACUUCCAUUCUGGUCACAACCAUUGACAUGAAGACUGUGGCGCACAUCGGCACAGAUCAUGGAAGGCUCAUGCAGGUCAUUUUAAGCAGAUCAAUCCCUGUAGUGUUUGCCAACUACUCUCUUGUGGAAGACAAGCAGAAAGUGUCACGCACAGCUGCCAUUAAUUCUUCUGAGUCUCUGCUCUUUGUCAUUGGAAACAAGCUAGUGAAGGUGUCUCCCAGAGGUCCAGGCUGUGCCCAUUUCCUCAACUGUUCUGUGUGCCUAGCGGCCCCCAAAUUUAUGGGAUGUGGCUGGUGUGGUGGAGUCUGUUCCCAAGAGCUUCAGUGUGAGAAACAGUGGAGUAACAACUCCUGCCCUCCUGUUAUCACCCAGUUUUUCCCCAGUACAGUCCCCUCAAAUGGCAAGAGUGAACUCACACUGUGUGGCUGGGACUUCCAAUCAGCCUCUAGACCUGCUAUCACCCAGACAUCUCACCUGGUUAGAGUGGGAAACAACACCUGCACUUUUAUACCAGAGAAGAGCCAUAGCUCUCGGCUGGUGUGUCGCAUUGAAAGUAAUGGGACAGAACUGAAUCAGAGUGUAGAUGUAACAAUACAAGUGGAUGAAAGGAGAGUGGACAGUGGAUACUCCAUCUCUGGAGAGGCCUGCGUGCAUGGCUUAAGCUUUGUGACCCCAGAAAUCACAGAUAUCAGUCCAGACUAUGGACCUCAGAUUGGGGGAACCCUGAUCACCCUAUCUGGAAAACAUCUGGAUGCUGGCAGUAGCAGAACAGUCAACCUUGGAGACAGAAUAUGCCCUGUUGAAAGCGUCUCCAGCAACGGGACUUCUGUAGUUUGCAGGUCUGAAGGUGUGGAGGAGAUUACAAAAGUAGAUGUGAAAGUUGUAAUUGAUGAAUCAACUAUUUCUGCCACAAAAAUGUUUAGCUACAGGGUGAAUCCUCAGGUGAUGGGGGUGAAACCCAAUUGUGCUUUUAGAAGAGGAUCAAAAAUUACUAUCAUAGGUCAGAAUCUGGACUCUGUUUCCCAGGCCAUCAUUAACUACAUAGGCAACAGCACAAGACCUGUGCAAACCGUGUGUGCUGGUCAGGGGAAUCCCUCACAGAUGGAGUGUACAAGUCCAGUAUGUGAUGAGUCACAUGGAAUUCUCUCAGUGCAUCUGGAUGGCACAAAAGAACUCCUGCCUGAAAUUUUCACCUGUCAUGCUAAUGCAGAGCCCAUCCCAUUUGAAACGGAAGGCCAUGUGCUUGAACUCAGCCAAGGACAGGACAAAAUUUCAGUACAUCACAAAAAACUGGGCCUGGUGUUUGGUUGCAUGGAUAUCAUCAUGACAAUUAAUGGUGCGGAUUGCAAGACUACAGUUCUAGACAAUGAGAUCACCUGCAGGAUCCCCAAAAAUCUGACCAUACCCAGCAAGGGGGCGCCAGUCAAGGUGUCAGUGAAUGGGGAAGUUUAUGACAUUGGCUUGGUGGUAAUUGCAAACAAUAAUACCAAUGUGGGAAUUGUGCUGGGAAUCGUAGCUGCAGUUGGCUUGGGGGCAGCUCUGGCCUACUUAGCCAUGGCACAAGAGCGUAAGAGGAAGAAAGCUACCCUUGCUGAAGUUCGGCUAUCCAUGCAUUCAACUCGCACUGCAGUGGAGAAUUAUGACCGAUCACCUGAAGGUGACUACAGAAGAGGUAUAUCAUUUUCUCCGUUCCAAGGAUCAAGCACAACAUUCUCCAGUUUGCCGUAUACUGGGUCUGUGGACUCUGCAGCAGUUCCUCUGAUGCCCACUCAGACAUUCUCAAUGUCCGCCCUCCGGCCAAACUUGUUGGAGGAGGUGAAGGAUGUUUUGAUCCCACCUAAGAAGCUCAAAAUUCAGCAGGAUCAGAUCAUUGGCAAAGGUCAUUUUGGCACAGUGUAUCAUGGCUACCAUAUUGAUAGUGAAGACAAAGAGAUCCACUGUGCUGUCAAGUCAUUGAACAGGAUCACUGAUCUGGAGGAGGUGGAGCAGUUUUUGAGAGAAGGGAUCCUUAUGAAGGCCUUCCACCACCCUCAUGUUUUAUCUCUUCUGGGCAUUCUUCUUCCAAAUGAUGGACUUCCCUUGGUGGUCCUGCCUUACAUGAAGCAUGGAGACCUCAGACAUUUCAUCCGCUCUGAGCAGAGGAAUCCCACAGUUAAAGACCUGAUUGGCUUUGGUCUUCAAGUUGCCAAAGGAAUGGAAUAUCUCGCAAACAAGAAGUUUGUACACAGAGACCUUGCCGCACGUAACUGCAUGCUGGAUGAGUCAUUCACAGUGAAGGUGGCUGAUUUUGGCAUGGCACGUGAUGUUUAUGAUAAGGAAUACUAUAGCAUCCAAGAUAAUAAGAGAGCAAAGCUGCCAGUCAAAUGGAUGGCAUUAGAAAGCCUGCAGACUCAAAAAUUCACUACCAAAUCAGAUGUGUGGUCUUUUGGAGUACUGAUGUGGGAGAUGAUGACUAGAGGGGCCAAUCCGUAUCCUGAUGUGGACCCUUAUGACAUUACUUGCUAUCUGAUACAAGGCCGUCGACUGCCCCAGCCACAAUACUGUUUAGAUUCCUUGUGGUCCAUCCUGGUGCAGUGUUGGCAUCCAGAGCCUGAGAGGAGACCAGGGUUCUCCACACUCGUGCAAGCCAUUCAACAGAUCCUCUCCAGCCUGGAAGGAGAGCACUAUAUCAACCUCCAGAUCACAUAUGUAAAUCUGGAUCAGCCCCGUCCCUACCCCUCUCUCUCUCCGGCCCCACCUGCAGCCUCAGAGCUGUCAGACCACUCCUCCACCACCUGACGCUGGGAUCUUUAGUCUUCCACUGUAGAGUGAACUGAGUGUAGCUGCCUUCAUCGCAUGAAUUCAAAGUCUUAUAUAUGGUCUUGUGAACUGUGAGAACCAAAGGCCAUGCACUAAAGAUGAUCUACUGUAUCCAGAGGAACCCACUGUGUAUUAAACAGAAGACAAUGUCAGUUAUUUGUGCGUUUGAAAUGGUCAUGCUUUUGUGAACCUUGCAUGCAAGGAGUCACACAGCCAAAUUGGUCACACUCUUUGGGAUUUUAAUUUUUGGGCAAGUGCACUUUUUCAGUGAAUGCAAGGCUUGUGUUGUGUUGGAUGCCAAUGUCUUAUUUAAUACUUUAAUACUAAAAAAAAAAAAAAAAAAAACAGAAUUGUGUCACACUGGAUAACAACUAAACAUAUGUUGUAAAUUGUUUUUUUUGUUUUUUUUUGUCUGAGAUGACUUUCAGUUUCACUUUUACUUUUUAUGAUACAAGACACUAUUUCACACACAAAACUUUUUUAUUUUAUUUUAUUAUUUUUUAUUUUUUUUUUUGCUUUCUGUAAAGAUGACAGUGAUAAAUAAGAUUACUUGAAAUAUGGUUUUAUAUGUUUUUUUCAACUUUUGAAUUUUUUUGUGAAAUUUUGUCUAAAUAAAUUUAGAUAAAUUGCUCACACAGCAAGAUGUGGAUAGUUGACAUGAAAUUCCAAGCAGUCCAUGCCAGACUGUUUUUAAAACAAUUACCUUUUACCUAAUAACAUUACAUAACCUUAAACAACUUUUUUUUUCUAAUUCUUGUUUAAUUAAACAUGCUGUGUUGAUGACCUUAUAAUAAUUGAGAGAUUGCAUGGAUAUUUGUGCUUAUACAAAAUUCAUUUGUUUUCCUAGAUGACUAUUUACUGUAGAUUAAAAAAAAGCUAAAAGGCAAUUAAAACGGUGUCCAGUCACAACUCCUAAAAUCCACACCUUCUCUUCUACAAAUAUCUUGUGCAUUUUGGUCCAUUUUAACCUAAAAUCUUAUGUCCAUAUUAGUUGUAGCCUAUAUCUAACUUUAUACAAUAGUAAUUCCCAUAUAAAGGUUUAUGUGUUAUAAUGGACAUUACUUCAUGAGACAGAGGCAUAAAUUAUUUCUACGAUGUAAUUCAAGGAAUGUAUUGUCAGUUUUACCAUGUCACCAGAGGUCAGUGUACACCUACUGUCAGCAAUUGUCUUUACCCUCAAAGGAUCAGUAGUUUUUUAUAAAGAUUUGCCUUCUAAAGGACUGCAUUGAGUCAUCAAAAUCACAUGUAGAUGGAAUACAACACCUUUAA
Molecule: messenger RNA, 5544 nt
Organism: Myxocyprinus asiaticus (Chinese sucker)
Lineage: Eukaryota; Metazoa; Chordata; Actinopteri; Cypriniformes; Catostomidae
Product: macrophage-stimulating protein receptor-like
Exons: 21
Coding region: 187-4254 (1355 amino acids)
Biological process (GO): positive regulation of kinase activity; cell surface receptor protein tyrosine kinase signaling pathway; protein phosphorylation
Cellular component (GO): signaling receptor complex; membrane
Molecular function (GO): transmembrane receptor protein tyrosine kinase activity; ATP binding; protein binding
Source: RefSeq, a predicted model, not a curated record